AUGGUGAACGACUUGAAUGUUUCUGACGAUACAGUGAAAUUUGUUGACGACACCACUAUCUGUGAGAUCGUCUUGAAGGGUCAAGAAUCCAACUCGGUCCUACCGUCUCAAAUUACAGAAUCUACUGAAUGGGCGUCUGAGAAUAACAUGAAACUGAACCCUACAAAAACAAAAGAAGUUCAUGUUGGGUUUUCUCCUCUUGAUCCCGGGCCUCUUCCGCCGAUCACCAUUGACG
Molecule: messenger RNA, 235 nt
Organism: Paramuricea clavata
Lineage: Eukaryota; Metazoa; Cnidaria; Anthozoa; Malacalcyonacea; Plexauridae
Source: the annotation of a GenBank genome assembly